CACGACAACAUGAUCAUACAGUCCAUUGCUCUGUUGGAUCAGCUGGACAAAGACAUCAACACCUUCACCAUGCGUGUUCGUGAAUGGUACGGCUACCACUUCCCAGAGCUGAUCAAGAUCGUGUCAGACAACUUUAUGUACUGCCGCAUGGCUCAGCUCAUUGGAAACCGCAAGGAGUUGUCAGAAGAGAGUCUGCCGAGUCUGGAGGAAGUGGUGAUGGACGCAGCCAAAGCUCAGGCAAUUCUGGAUGCUUCUCGUUCCUCCAUGGGUAUGGACAUCUCUCCCAUUGACCUGAUCAACAUAGAGAGAUUCUCUCAUCGCGUAGUGUCUCUGGCCAGCUAUCGGCUGGAGCUGCAGGAGUACCUGCGUUCCAAGAUGGUCCAAGUAGCACCAAAUCUAGCGGCCUUAAUUGGAGAUGUGGUGGGAGCUCGUCUGAUCUCCCAUGCGGGAAGUCUAACCAACCUGGCCAAGUACCCGGCCUCCACAGUCCAGAUCCUGGGAGCAGAGAAGGCCCUGUUCAGAGCCCUAAAGACUAAAGGAAACACCCCAAAGUAUGGGCUCAUCUUCCACUCCACCUUUAUUGGACGUGCUGCUGCCAAGAACAAAGGACGCAUCUCCAGAUAUCUGGCAAACAAAUGCACCAUCGCCUCACGCAUUGACUGUUUCUCUGAGGUAC
Messenger RNA from Anoplopoma fimbria (sablefish), 676 nucleotides. RefSeq names its product nucleolar protein 56-like. The annotation marks the transcript as partial. The record is from RefSeq and is a predicted model, not a curated record. NCBI's taxonomy places the organism in Eukaryota, Metazoa, Chordata, Actinopteri, Perciformes, Anoplopomatidae. Gene Ontology annotation, molecular function: snoRNA binding. The transcript has a single exon. Gene Ontology annotation, cellular component: box C/D methylation guide snoRNP complex; small-subunit processome.